AUGCAAACGCAUCAGGGGAUACAGCGACUGUUGCAACAAGAUGAAGGCAAUAUUCCUUGGAAUACUUUUAAGGAUGAAUUUUAUAAGAAGUAUUUUCCGAGGACAGCUCGUGACGCUAAGGAGAUGGAACUUAUGCAGCUGAAGCAGGGUAAUACAACUAUUGCAGAAUAUGCCCGUAAAUUUGAUGACUUGUGCCGUUUCUCCAAAAUCUGCCAAGGGAAUCCUGCUGACUUUGAAGAAUGGAAGUGCUUGAAGUUCGAAGGGGGCCUUCGUGAGGAUCUGAUGAGUUCAGUAGUCCCAUUGGAGAUACGAAAUUUUGCUGAGCUGGUUAAUAAGUGUAAGUUAGUGGAAGAAUGUGCUAAGAAGGUAACUGCCUCUAAAGCAAGUCGUCAAGGAUUUCCACCAAGGAACUACAAUAGCUAUAGUUGGCAACCACGAAGGACAAACUUCAAGACCCCUGGUGUGCCACAACGAAGGAACCCACAAGCUGGUAACGCUCCUGCUCGCCCUAUGGGUGGAAACGGAGGUAGACCAAGGCAGGAUAAUGGUAAACGACCCCAACAGGCACAGGUGAAUACUGCAUGUAGACAGUGUGGGAAGGAUCAUGGAAAUAGACCCUGCUGGUUUGGAAUAGCUAAGUGCUAUAUUUGUAACGAACCAGGACAUAAGGCUAAGAAUUGCCCGAAGAGGUUUAUUCAGAAUCCAGUGCGAACCCAGCAACAAGGUCGAGUGUUUGCCAUGACUGCUAAUGAUGCUAUGCAAUCAGACGCCCUGAUCCAAGGUCAGUGUAUUGUCAAAGAUCGAUUUCUAACUGUACUGUACGACUCGGGUGCAUCGCAUUCCUUUGUUUCUUUAACUGUUGCUCGUGAGUUGGGACUAGAUUUCUCUGAGUUGAACUUUGAUCUAAUUGUUCAUACACCUGCAUCUCAAAAUGCUUUGACUAGUUUGAGUUACCUUAGACGGGAGUGA
Arachis stenosperma is the source of this 969-nucleotide messenger RNA. RefSeq lists its product as uncharacterized. NCBI's taxonomy places the organism in Eukaryota, Viridiplantae, Streptophyta, Magnoliopsida, Fabales, Fabaceae. The record is from RefSeq and is a predicted model, not a curated record. The coding region runs from base 1 to 969 and encodes 322 amino acids. The transcript has 2 exons. Gene Ontology annotation, molecular function: zinc ion binding; nucleic acid binding.